Babesia ovata is the source of this 381-nucleotide messenger RNA. RefSeq lists its product as uncharacterized. The transcript has a single exon. Lineage: Eukaryota; Apicomplexa; Aconoidasida; Piroplasmida; Babesiidae. Bases 1 to 381 code for a protein of 126 amino acids. The record is from RefSeq and is a predicted model, not a curated record.
AUGUCGUGCAUGGCACCGUGGCGUUUAUUUUUCGCCAGAUACUCAAGUUCCAGCGAAGUGCUCGAAAAGGGACGACGCGCCCUGGAGUUGCUGAAGGUUGACGCGCAGCGGCUACGCAAUAAUCGUGACGUCGUCAUUUACACGCGCAACCGCGUCUGCCCCGACUGCAAACGCAAGGUGUGCAUAGAGGAACCCGAGUUUGCCGAAAACACCUGCCCAGCGGCUUGGCGCCACCUUCACGGCUUCUCGCAGAGGUGUUCGUGCCCGCUGAUCGGGGUUAUGCAAUUUACGCGAUUUGGAAAAUUGCGACUCGAACUGCGUGCACGUUUGGAAGCGAACGCGGCGAGUGCUGAGGAAAAAUCAGAGGGAAAUGCGCCGUAA